GCCUUAUCCCUCUUAUCGAGCGUCGCCACCGCCUAUAAGCCCGCAUACCGAGACACUUUAUCACCGGGGAAUCCAUUUCUGCCACCACAGGUGCCGUUGGAGGAACCGAAAGACCUGUUUGGGAAGCAUGAGUUUACCCUUCGUCACAUCUUCCACCGAGGGACGCACGAACACCCCGACCUACACAAGAGGCUCGAUAUUAAACCGGAAACUCGACUGCUGGCGAUAUCCGAUGAUGGAUUGGAGGAUGGAUUGUAUGCUGCGGAUACAUCGCUGGUGGCCCUGUCCAGUCCUGUAACGAUUCAGCGACUCGCCGACCGACGGUUGCCUGUGAUUGAAGAACACUUAUUGGCGGCAAGGGCUAGCGGGUCUGCGGUCACGCUGUCCCCGUCGGCUUGGGUGAUGGACACUCUUGCAGGCCCCGAUGUGACGCAUAAGGAGAGUGUCUUGACCUUCGCCAAGAUGACAUCGAAUGACUAUAUCGAGGUCCCUGACACCGAGGACUGGCAGGACAUCCAUGGCCACUUCAACUACUCGAGCAGUUUUGGAUGGCAGGGGGAUGGACUUCGAGGCCAUAUCUAUGCAGACAAGACAAAUAGUACCCUGGUGAUCUCUCUCAAGGGCACAUCGCCUGCAUUAUUUGACGGUGCCGGUACUACGACGAACGACAAGCUCAACGAUAAUCUGUUUUUCAGCUGCUGCUGUGGCCAAGGAGGCUCCUAUCUCUGGAGACAAGUGUGUGACUGUCAGUCGUCUGCCUAUACAGCAAACCUGACUUGUAUUGUCGAAGCCAUGUCUGAUGAGAAUCGGUACUACCGGGCGGCCAUCGACCUGUACUCGAACGUGACGGAGCUUUACCCCAAUGCCAACGUCUGGCUGACCGGCCACUCGCUCGGGGGUGCCAUGACAAGUCUACUGGGUCUUACGUUUGGUUUGCCUGCUGUGACGUUCGAGGCUGUUCCGGAAGCGCUACCUGCAGCACGCCUGGGUCUACCCGCUCCACCAGGCCAUGACCCGCUUCUUCCUCAGAAACGGCGCUAUACGGGGGCGUACCACUUCGGACACACGGCAGACCCCAUCUACAUGGGCACCUGCAAUGGCGUUAGUUCAGUCUGCACAUGGGGUGGUUAUGCCAUGGAGUCGGCCUGUCACACUGGUCAGAUGUGCGUCUACGACACCGUCGAGGACAAAGGCUGGCGUGUCGCGAUCGGGACGCAUCGAAUCAAAGCCGUCAUCUCCGAUGUUCUCGAGGUUUAUGACAGUGUUCCCUCGUGUGUGGCCGAAGAGGAAUGUUUCGACUGCGAGCUGUGGAAGUACUUUAAGAGCAACGGCUCGGAAAUCACCACCACCACUACCACGACAACAACGGUCACGACGAGUAGCCCGAGCCUGACCAGGACGUCAACCUGCAAGACACCUGGCUGGUGGGGAUGCCUUGAUGAGACAACCACCACCACCACCUCUACGUCGUCAACGAGUACUACCACGACGACCACAACGUGCAAAACACCCGGAUGGUUCGGAUGCAAGGAUCGUACUACUACUGCUACGGCUACGCCCGCACCAUCACUGCCCACCACGAUCCCUACAUCAACGUCAUGCUUGGAUCCCGGCUGGUUCGGCUGUCGCGAUGAACCCACAACACAGACAACCAUCCCCUCCACAACGACAUCGACUACCUGCCGCAACCCCGGAUUCUUCUGGGGAUGCCAUGAUAGAAGCUCUCUGGAGACACCUGCAAUCACCUCCGCCCCG
Molecule: messenger RNA, 1755 nt
Organism: Penicilliopsis zonata CBS 506.65
Lineage: Eukaryota; Fungi; Ascomycota; Eurotiomycetes; Eurotiales; Aspergillaceae
Exons: 2
Biological process (GO): piecemeal microautophagy of the nucleus; multivesicular body membrane disassembly; macroautophagy
Molecular function (GO): glycerophospholipase activity
Source: RefSeq, a predicted model, not a curated record